Messenger RNA from Fusarium graminearum PH-1, 2334 nucleotides. RefSeq lists its product as uncharacterized. The transcript has 6 exons. Gene Ontology annotation, biological process: DNA-templated transcription; regulation of DNA-templated transcription. The record is from RefSeq and is a predicted model, not a curated record. Gene Ontology annotation, molecular function: DNA binding; DNA-binding transcription factor activity, RNA polymerase II-specific; zinc ion binding. Bases 1 to 2334 code for a protein of 777 amino acids. Lineage: Eukaryota; Fungi; Ascomycota; Sordariomycetes; Hypocreales; Nectriaceae.
AUGGAUGUAGACAACGAGCAUUCAGAUGGCGGCAGUCAACCGCCGCCUAGCACUGAACACACGCCUCAGGGAGCUUCUGCGCAAGCUGGGGGAGCGUCGGGAAAUCCAACCCCCACCUCGGUUCAGUCUGCAAAUACGCCCUCGACUGCAUCUGGCAAUGCAUCCACUGCCGCUCAUCCGCAGAACUCGAAACGUCGUCGAGGACUAGGCGUUGUGACGCCCAAUGCCUGUACCGAGUGCCGCAAGAAACGCGCAAAGUGUGAUGGCAAGAAACCAUGCGGGCGCUGCAGAGCGCAAAAAGAUGUUGAGUGCGUAUACGAAAUACCAGUGCGCCAGUCAAAGGAGAAUUUGCGAACUGAAAUCGAGACUCUACGCCAGAAGCAGCGAUCCAGUGAUCAAAUAUUCGCUGCGCUUAUUCGACCUGAGCUAUGGGAAGGGGUUCUCACACGACUUCGAGGUGGACAACCCAUCGAGAGCAUAUCAGAAUGGAUAGCAAGCGUGCCGCCCUCUGGAGGGGGUCCGCUGCCCAACUUUCCCGAUCGACCUGAGGGGCCUACGAUGGGACCCGGGCCAGGUUUCCCGGGAGGUGGGCUGGGAACGUUGGCGGCGAUGAGUCUCGGUGUGAACCAGGGGCCACCGCAGCAGCCUCCCAUCAGAGAGAUGGGCCAGCAAAGUCCCUGGCAUUCAUCUUUCCGCAGUCAGACAGGAUCAACGAGGAGCAGUUCUUACCCAGAUGUUAUGAAUUGGACGCCACAAAACCGCGUCGGAUCUUGGGCAGAAGGAAUGCAUCCAGAACAGAUGACAGAUAGCCUACCGCGAUAUCGAGGGGUCGAGCAAAUCUUGUCACCUCUGAACGAGCCGGAACUCCGAACAGCUGCGUCAACCUGGACUUCUCUUACUAGCGACAAUACUCUUGUUCAACAUCUCUUGGCAUUGUAUUUUUGCUGGGAGUACCCGACAUUCGCAUCCCUCAGCAAAGAACAUUUCUUACAUGACUUUCAACAAGGACGAAACCGCUACUGUUCACCAAUACUAGUCAACGCCCUCCUCGCAUUGGGCUGCCGUUUCUCGACUCAGCCCAUGUCUCGAGCGAAUCCCAAUGACCCAUACACUUCCGGAGAUCAUUUCUUCAAAGAAUCACUAAGACUUUUCUCUCAAGAGACAGACCAUCACUCGUUGACCACAAUCCAGGCUUUGGGCAUAAUGUCGAUCCGAGAAGCUAGUUGCGGACGAGAUUCGGAAAGUUGGUAUUACGCAGGUCAGAGCAUCCGACUAGCUAUUGAGAUGGGAUUGCAUAGAAUCAUGGAUGAAGGGGAUGAGGAUGAACUCGCUGUGCAAUCAGCAACCUUCUGGGGAGCAUUUGCACUAGAUCAUGCAUGGUCCCUCGCUACAGGCUCACUGCCACAAUGUUCCUGUUUCCCGCACUUACCGCCAAAACCGGCAAUAAUAGGGGAUAUCGAGGCUUCUUUAUGGGUGCCAUAUACUGAUGACGGGGCUCCAUUACAACGAUCCUGCCAGCAGCCGUCAAAUGUAAGACCGCUCACGGCAAGAGAGCUCUUGAACAUGUAUACCCAGUACCUUAACUGGUAUGAUCGAAUUCCUGAAGUUCUUCGGUUGGGGCACAACUUUACCCCAGCUGUGUUGUUUGCACACAUGUACUACCAUUUUGCUAUCCUACUCCUAUUUCGACCUUUAAUCAAGCUGCGGAUCAUCGGGUCUAAAGUCUCUCCUCGUGACGUCUGCUCCCAGGCAGCCGACGCUAUCCAAGGCCUCCUGAGAUCUUACUCUUCCCUCUACACGUUACGACGAACUCCCUCAUUCGUGCCAUAUUUCGUCCUCACGUCAGCCAUCAUGCACUUGGCAAUUGGCGCAAUUUCUGUCAAUCCGGAAGCUACUGAAGCCGACGUGAGAAAGCGGGUCAAGGUUGAUCCUCGCGCGGCUGAGGCUAUCACUCAAGGUAUCUCGGAUCUCACUGAGAUGGCCCCUUGUCACCAGUUCGCCGAACAGGCACUCAACAUACUACGGUAUCUUGCUGUGAAGUGGAAUAUUGAUGUUGAAAAUAAUGUCGACAAGCUCACGGCGGAAGAAUAUGAUCGCCUUGUCCUUCCGCAAACCGGAAGUCUGAACUUUUUUUCGCCGAAUAUGCGCCACGGAGAUAUAACGUGCCAAUGGGGUACAGAAAACUUCAUGCCAGGGACACCGAAACAGUCGCCCUCAGUCCAAAAGGUAGGGGACAGUUUGGAGAACCCUCUCUUCUGGCCCUUUCCCAUGCAAGGUCGGCCUAUACUUCCCGAUGGAAUUGAAUUAGAACAUGCCGGCUUUUCUGUACUCUGA